Messenger RNA from Cylindrotheca closterium, 918 nucleotides. The record is from the annotation of a GenBank genome assembly. Lineage: Eukaryota; Bacillariophyta; Bacillariophyceae; Bacillariales; Bacillariaceae.
AUGAAACUUGGAUUUUCUUUAUCACCAGGAGGUCUUCUACUUCCCUAUCAUCUUGGUGCCUUGGCAUCCUUGGCCUAUCACGGAAUUCUCAACGAGGACACUCCAAUCGCUGGUUCGUCGGCAGGUGCCAUCGCCGUGGCUUCUCACGCUGCGCAAGUCCCAUCGCAUCAAGCCCUAGAAGCAUCCAUGAAAGUCUCCUCCUCUUGCAAUCCCCUCUUUUUGGCUUCGGGUGGAUUGAUGCCUCGACUCCGUUUGGAAUUGUACAGGCUGCUGGGUCCAGACGCUCACCAAACCAUUCAAGAACGACCAGGUUUGGUUGGACUAGCACAUCUUCAAGUGUAUCCUAAGAUAUCAUCUCAAUUGGAAACGGAGUUUAAUUCCGAAGAAUCGCUCGUCAAUGCUAUUUGUGAUUCUAGCAUGUUCCCAUACUUUACGAGCAAUCGACCAUGGAACGUUUACAUGAAUUCAGGCCUUGAACGCACUGACCACAACCGCCCGAAACAAAGACGAUGGAACAGAGGAUGGUCGAGAAAAUCUCCUAUUGCAAAAGUAACCAUGGAUGGCGUCUUUACGGAGCCUGCAUUUCGAUUUGGGUGUCCUGACAUUCGAGACCAUGUGGAUCGUGAAAUCAAAAUCAUGGUCUGCCCUCAAGAACUGCCAAAUCUACUUUCCUUUGGAGAUCCGUCGUCAUUCGCCUUUAGCGAUGACCCACAAGUUGUAUCCCAAUUGGAUUCAAGCCGAUUUCAUAGUGAGGAUGUCAUUGCGCCGAAGCUGGAGCACAAUGUCAUGGCCCAAGCAUCCAAACUAGGAUUAAUGGCAGUUGGUCCUGCUCCGCGCAAAACCUUAGCAAGUCUCUACGAAGCAGGGUUUUGUGAUGCCGAACGAUGGGUUCGAAAGGAAGAAAGUCGGAAUUCAUAA